AUGGCCAAAAAAGCGCUUAUUGGUACCUAUGGAGCCUACACAUACCGGGUGGCUGUCCAUGGCUGCGGUGGAGAAGGCCACGGCAGAGUUGGGAUGUUGGGAGCGGCCGUGAACACGCAGCUGAAAGUUGUUGGUAUUUUACGGGUGCCAAGCCAGAACUAUCAGCAGCAGAGAGUUAGCGGGAAACGGAACGCAGGAUUGGCAGGGUGUUAUCGGCAACUUUCGCAAGAGGGCCUAGACAGCGAAUACAAGUUCCAAAUUGUGAUUACUGUGACGGUCUCCCACCAGACGGGACAUCUCGUAGAUUACCUCGCGCCCGGCAUCAAAGACAUUAUCAACAUUCUGAAGGACCAGUCGGCCUACCAGUGA
This is a messenger RNA of Beauveria bassiana ARSEF 2860, 369 nucleotides long. RefSeq lists its product as uncharacterized. The transcript is spliced from 4 exons. The record is from RefSeq and is a predicted model, not a curated record. The coding region runs from base 1 to 369 and encodes 122 amino acids. NCBI's taxonomy places the organism in Eukaryota, Fungi, Ascomycota, Sordariomycetes, Hypocreales, Cordycipitaceae.